AUGGCCAAGGAAGUGGCGGUACCGUCCUCCAUAAAAGAGAGCCCGUCAGAGGACGCCAACAAGGAAUCUGUGAUUGCUCAUAUCGAUGCAUCACCUACCAAUGCUGUGACUUCGGCUGAGAAACGACUCCUUCGAAAAAUCGACUGGCGGGUGUUGCCCAUUCCAAUCAUGCUAGUUGGCUUGUCGUCGAUUGACCGAACCAACAUUGCCUCGGCCAGAGUCGCAGGGAUGGCAACUGAUCUCGAGUUGACUGGCAACCGAUAUAAUGUCGCUGUUUCUGUCUUCUUCGUUUUCUACGCUCUGUCCGAGCUACCAAGCAAUCUUAUUCUCCGGCCGAUUGGUGUCGUUCCAUACUUAUCGUUCCUCAUCUUAGCAUGGGGAACGAUCGCAAUGUGUCUUGGAUUUGUGCAGAAUUUCGUGCAGCUCACCGUUUUGCGCCUUUUACUGGGUCUUUUUGAAGGGGGACUUAAUCCUGCGUGCGUCUACCUCAUUUCUUCGUGGUACAAGCGGUACGAGACCCACCGUAGGAUUGCCAUUUGGUACACUCUUGCCAGUACGAUCGCCGGAUUUGCCGGCGUCAUUUCGUACGGAUUCAGUAAAAUGGAGGCGGUCGGUGGACUCCGUGGAUGGCGCUGGAUCUUCAUUAUGCCUGGCUUGAUUACGAUCCUAUGUGUUGUCCCGGUUUACUUGUUCGUUUCCGAAUUCCCCGAGAAGGCCAGAUGGCUGAAACCAGAAGAACUCGACCUUGUGCGACAGCGCCUCCGGGAAGAUCGGGCGGAAGAACUUGACGAUAAGACGACGCUUAGAGAGUCACUAGCCCCGUUGAAAGACUGGCGAAUCUGGGCUAUGUCUAUGUUAUACUUCUACCCGGCCGCUGGAUAUUACGCUCUGGCCUUCUUCAUGCCAUCCAUCCUCAGCGCCUUCGGAUUUUCUGUAGCUCUAAGCCAGAUCCUCCAGACACCACCUUAUAUUCUAGGAGCCAUCUGCUCCGUUGCAACGGGCUACUACGCCGACAAGAUCCACAAACGGUCACCAUUUAUGCUUGGCCAUGCGAUCGUGACGAUCGUCGGCUUCCUCCUGAUGGGUUGGGGGGCCAACACAGGUGGUAAACUCACCGGCGUGUUCUUCUCCAUGACUGGAAUUCAAUGCAUCAUACCGACUGUCUUUGCCUUUAUGUCAAACAAUAUUGUCUCAGUUAAGGCUCGGAAAGUGGGUAUCGCGAUGCAAAUUGUGGUAGGAGCCAUCGGUGGCAUUACCGGCUCCCAGAUAUUUCGAACAAAAGACGCCCCAGGGUAUAGGCCUGGCAUGUACGCCGCGUUCGCGCUCAUGGCGGUAUUUGUAAUCAACGUGGCCGGAGUCACGGAGUACUUCCGUCGUCAGAACAAGAAAGCUGAUGAAGAAGGUCUGAUUAUAGAUGGGGUGGUGGGAUUCCGAUAUACACUAUGA
This is a messenger RNA of Exophiala bonariae, 1446 nucleotides long. RefSeq lists its product as uncharacterized. Gene Ontology annotation, molecular function: transmembrane transporter activity. NCBI's taxonomy places the organism in Eukaryota, Fungi, Ascomycota, Eurotiomycetes, Chaetothyriales, Herpotrichiellaceae. Gene Ontology annotation, cellular component: membrane. The record is from RefSeq and is a predicted model, not a curated record. The coding region runs from base 1 to 1446 and encodes 481 amino acids. Gene Ontology annotation, biological process: transmembrane transport. The transcript has 3 exons.